UCCCAAGAAACAUAAACAAAUCAAAUUACAAUUGCCGUUGCUGUGGUGCUUGGUUUCCUCUCGAUCUCUGAUCCCUAAUCCCUAAUCCCUUAGUCGAUCACUGCUUGCUUGCUUGUUGACUGACCUUCUUCCUCAUUGUUGGGGUCUGGCAUCGGCCUUGAGUUUCCCCCUUGGUCUCGCUCGGUCGUGGUGUCCAGCCUCAUCAUGGCUGAGCCCAGUCCAAUAGCUUUGCCCGCCCCCUCUGAUUCGACUCUCCCGCCCACUUCCACCACCGCCUCCACUUCCAAAUGGAAAGCCAGCUAUGACUCGAAACGUCGUUAUCAAUCUUCGUGGGCGUUACGCUUCAAAUGGAUCGCGCGCGCUGAAGGUCAUAGCGAGCACGCCUAUUGUCUGGUGUGUCACAAAACGCUCUUCCCCAAACUUUCCGUCCUGCAAACUCACGAUCGCGGUAACGAACAUAUCCGUCGAUAUAACGCCUCCACCCUAGUCUCUCAACCGAGUCAGGGGGCGUGGCCCGACCCCAGCCCACCCCAAGCCGAGCAGACGGACCAAGACCAGGCAGAAGAGGACGGGGCGGUGACCCCAAGCCUGGCUGAGACGCCCUUAGAGCCCAAUCUGGUUGAGGGCGGGGUCAAGGUUCAGAUUGAGGAUGCUUCGGGCAUGAUUAUCCAUACUGAUACCAUUAUGAUGUUACCCCCCGAGUUUGAUGGCGGAACAGUGGCCGAGGGUGAGAGCUUUCCCGUGCCGUUGGCCGCCUUAGGCUCGCAGAAUGUCAUUCAAAUCGCGGACCGGCCUAAGAAUGUCGAGAAAAGCGACGAUUCGAUGAAAGUGUUCCGGAAAUUGGGCAUUGAUCCCGCCAUGAAACGUGAGCUGUUGAGUUCGGAGACGGAUACCAAAGUCAUGUUGCACGACUUGGCCCAAAGUGUGUCUGUGGAGACGUUGUUGGAGGCCGUGGGUCCGGUGAUUUUUGAGCAAGUGGGUUUAUGGGACUUGAUGAUGCAAAAAGCCAAGUUAGACCACGAAUCGGCCAAUGCCAUGGAAGCUGUUAUUCAAGAGACGGAGCAGAUCCUGGCCGAGCUCAAGUUGUUGCUUGAGAAUUGCUUUGAGUUUCAGGAGGAGGUCCAGUAUGGGCGGGGCGAGCGGGUCAAGCGAAAAACGAAAAACGGCGUGACGGUGCCGCAGACUUUAGCCACGGCCAUGGAUUUGGCGGCGGGAAAUUGGCGUCAGAAGUAUAUUGAGGAUAUCAAAAACUGGACUGGUCCGUCGCGAGGCAUUCUACUGAAUAUAUCCCAAGUGAAGGAUGAAGCUCCUGUGGCCCCAGCAGAGAAACCCCCGGUCCCGCCAGUCGACGCCAUGAUUGCCGACAAAGGUGCGGAUGACCUAGAUCCGGAGUUCAAGGUCACCAAACCCGAGAACACGCGCAAGAAGCGACGCAUGUCGUGUGGUAAAUGUGGGAAAAUGUAUCGUUUUAAGGAGUCCUUGCGGAAACACGAAGAAUCGUGCGCGGCUCUAUUGCGCUAUAAGAAACGUGGCAUCAAGUUCUUCUGUAUGUAUAAAGAUUGCUCCAUUCCAACCCAAGCUUUUGUCACCAAAGAGGAUUUGGUAGUUCACUUUGACCAAGAGCAUUUCGAAGAUAAGGAUCGGACCAUUGGGUGCUCUUAUGAAGGCUGUCCUCAGAAGUUUGCCACCAUUUCACUUAUGAAUGGUCAUGUUCGGAAAUGCCAUCAGAAACGAAGCCAGUGUCCUCUUUGUCCGAAGAAGUUUUGGAUGGAACGAGCUCGAGAUCUGCACGUGAAGAAGAUUCACGAGCGACCCAAAACGCAAGAAGACAUCGACAAAGAUCCAUUAGGCCUUGGAAAAGAGAGCACGUUAUGUCGAAAAUGCGGCAAGAUGCUCUCCAAGAAUUACAUGCUCACCCACGAAUCUCGUUGUGACGGAUUGUUUGUCCGACAUCCUCAAUGGAAGAAACAGGGUGACGAGUACAUUUGCACCACCGACGGCUGCUCCAUCAACCACGGCUUCACGUGUCUGUACGGCUUGCGGGUCCACUUCCAAAGCACCCAUUUACGUGAAGACGAGAUGAUCUACGGGUGCGAGUUUUGUGAGGAGCGAUUUCCAGACAAGAUCUCGCGAAACAAGCACGUCAAGCAACAACACGUCAAACCCUACCAAUGUGAUAACUGCGGGCGACGAUUCGGAGCCCGCAGUAAAUUGGAAAGCCAUCGACUCACUCAAACAGGCGAGAAGCCUUUUCAUUGUGAUCGGUGCGAGUAUCGGACGGCCAAAAAAUACAAUUUGGAUGAGCAUAAGCAAAAGAAGCAUAACGAUCUCGGCGGUAGGAACUAUUAUUGCGGUCUCUGUGGGAAGGUGUUCAUCACGCCUGGUCGCCUCACCAGUCACUUCAGAAUUGUCCACGAGGAUGGCAAGAACCCCGAAGGUACGAGGAAGAAGACCAAACCCUUGGACAAACUUCAGCCCAUGAUCGUGUCGUCACAGCCUCAGAUUAUCAUUCAAGGGCAAGACGGAAUCGAAACGCCUCAAGUUGAGCAAGAAAUCGCUGUGGACUUCAUUACAACCACUCUGAAACACGGGCCAGGAGACUCGGAAGAAGUGGAAUUCACCAUGGUUUGAAACCUAAUUACCUGAAUUUAGCUAUUUUUAUAUUCAUCAUGCCAAAAUAUCACCCAAAAACGCGCCAACCAAG
Molecule: messenger RNA, 2704 nt
Organism: Tigriopus californicus
Lineage: Eukaryota; Metazoa; Arthropoda; Copepoda; Harpacticoida; Harpacticidae
Product: zinc finger protein 879-like
Exons: 3
Coding region: 205-2631 (808 amino acids)
Cellular component (GO): nucleus
Source: RefSeq, a predicted model, not a curated record